Colletotrichum spaethianum is the source of this 777-nucleotide messenger RNA. RefSeq lists its product as uncharacterized. Lineage: Eukaryota; Fungi; Ascomycota; Sordariomycetes; Glomerellales; Glomerellaceae. The record is from RefSeq and is a predicted model, not a curated record. The transcript has 2 exons. The coding region runs from base 1 to 777 and encodes 258 amino acids.
AUGCUCCCCAAGGCCCCGGAAUCCGACUUGCGCCAGGACUCCAACCCCCUCGUCGAGGCCCUGUUCAACUACCAGCUUCUCCACAUCGAGGCCUACAUCGUCCACGUCGACAUGGUCCUGCGCAACGAGGUUGCCUUCAAGCUGACCACAGACUCGAUAGACGCUCUGGUCGAGUACCACAAGGAGAUCCACUGCGUCGACUCCAAGGCAAACACGUACGACUGGUCUGAGAAGGACCAGCAGUGCAAGAAGCUGCACGAGGACUUUGUCCAGGCCAUCAACAAGUUUGUCUACCGCACCCACGUCUCCGCCUUGGAGGGUCUCGAGGAAGAAGGCGCCGGCGAGUUGCUCUCCGGCAAGAGCGACGAGGUCAAGAGCAACAUCAUGGGCCUGAUGAAGCCCCUGCUGCCUCCUCCCCCCGCGUUGUCGACCUCACCCGCAAACGCAAGCAUCUGGUCGCAACCCCCUACGCCAGCCCACCUGCCCGCCGUCGACGCGUGGAGGGUCCUGCCCUCGAGCCCCAGCAUCGCAUCAACGUCUCAGGAAUCAACACCCAUCUGGGCCAACAUCGGCAUGAGCGAGGUGCAAAUCCCCUCGCCGACGCCGUCCUUCACCCAGCCCUUUUCCACGGCCGGCUUCUACUACAGUGCACCGGCGAUCACGGCGCCCAUCCCGGCGCUGCCGCUUCCCAGCAUGUUCACGCCGCAAUGCGGUGUGAGCGUCGGCUACGGCGGCUUCGGCUGGGAUCGCUACCAGGAGUACGCAACGACAAUGUGA